GUACGCCGUUUGCAGCCUUCGGCUGGUCGUGUCAUGACGUCACUUUUUCUCUCUCUUUGCCGACAGUAGAGUCGAGUCUAACUCAGGACAAGGUGCGGGAUGGUAGAGUGAUUUCACUUCAGCUACGGUUAACACUGAAUCUCCACCAAUAAAGUGCUAAAUAUCUCGUGAGUGAAGAUUUCGUUAGGACCCAUCAUGAUAAUCUCACAAAUACUUAAAUGAGAGACUGAUUUAUGUUCUUUCCUCGAGAUAAUCAACAUUUAACACCUGUGGAAUUUUGAGAAGGGAUAUGAAAGCAGAAUACAAACAGCAUUUACAUGCACCAAUCGAACUUCUUGUUCCUCCAGUAAUGACCUUCACAUAACAUCAAUGCAGUGUCAAACAUCCAGAAAUAAGUAAAAGUUUGAUGAAAACAAAAUGGCAAAAAAGGUUAACAAAAACCAUUAUGUGGCCAGCUCACCGACAGAGUCCAUGUCUCCUGUGCAUGUACACAGAGGCAUGGCAAGCACUAACAGGGCAUACUCAACAGAUGGUGAGGAAAGCCAGCGUGCACCAUCAGACAGAACCAUGUCCGAGUACAUGAUAGCCAAUGAACGUGCUGCAGCCACCGUGGUGGAGCCUGGCAAUAGCAGGAGCCAUCGCAGAGACCAACAGAGGAAUGGAGCCAGCAAGAUGAAGAGCAGUCACUAUGACAAUGAAGGGUCUGAGAUCUAUGUAACAAGUGCUGCUUAUAAAGCUCCAUCAGAGCUCAGUCGAGGAUCUCGAUACAGUCAUCACAGUCGAACGCCAAGUCACUAUUCUUAUCGCAGUGGCCGAGCUCCAUCUGAAGUUUCAACAGUGAAGACAAAGACUUCACGCAAAGGUGGUCUUGUAGUUGAGACCAUGGCAGCACCAAACCCAUUUUGCCCUAACACCAAGGGAAUUUGUUGUCUCAUGCUGCUUAUCAACUUAGGCCUGAUUCUCGUUACCCUCGGUCUUGUUAUAGUUAUCCAGUUAUUUCAGCCUCUGUUUGUCUGGAUCCUGGGUAUUGUGUUUGUCAUCUUCGGCUUCUUGACAUUAAUAGGAAGUCUUAUAUAUUGUGUUAUCGUCUGUAAAGAUGUCAAGUCACCUAAAGAUGUGUCACCUGAAGAUCUCUACUGGACACAUCACUGGCAAAAGCACAUUGGAUCACCAGAGAUCCACUACAAGGCUGAAGAUAAGUAUCCAGAUGAUCGUUACAGUGAUCGUUAUUCUGUGAGCAAAUAUUCGGGAAAAUACUCAGACAGAGACAGACAAAGUGACCACUACUGAAAUGUCAUUAAAAAUUCUACAUGUGAAAUUAGAGAAAACUGUAACAAUGAACAACGUGUUUCAGUUGGUGUUGAAUCAGGUACUUUCAAGUAAAAAAUUAUCAGUUUUCAAUGCCAUUUUACUGGACCAGUUAUUCAGUUUGUUUUACUAUAGGGCAUCUAAAUACUGUAUAUUUUCAACUUUAUAAUAGCUAGUUUUGUAAAUAACCCAUAAAUCUACAGCCAAUCAUACAUACAUGUAUAUUCAUAACCCAAAAAGCAGAAUGUGCAAAAUUCUCCACCAGAGUUUCCCAUACUGAGACAAAAUUAAUUACAAUUGCAAAAACCAAGAUUUUCCAUUUAUUAUGCAUGCCACUUCUUCAGUAAGUUUGAGAAAUUGUUAGGAAAAUCCAAAGUUCAUUUUAGGUAUCAAACCUCAAUGCAAUGCAGACGUGUACUCAAUCAAAUAUUUACACUAUCAGUUUCUGUGGUUUUUAUAUAAAGUAUUUUCAAUCCAGUGAAUAUCUCAUGAAAAAUGUCAAGUCUCUUCGAUCUUCAAAUACAGAACAUCUUAAUGGGCUAAUACAGUCCAAAUAUUUUUCAGUUCUUCUAAUUUUAUGAAGAAUAUGCCAUAAAAAUUAAAAUAUUUGUACACAGUCUGCCUAAAAUUUUACAUUAAUUUUUGUAAUUUACACACUUGAUACAUACUUAUAAAAUGUAAAUUUUGUGUGUUAAUUAUGCUGAAGUGAUAGUUCCUUCAUAACACAGCCAGACUCUCAUUAUGUUUGUAUCAAAUUAAAUGUUCUAACAGAAGCAUCUCAACAGUUUUCAGCCUGUAAUAAACACCAGCAUUUCUUGUCACUGCGUUCAAACCUUGAUCAAACAACAUUCAUCUCAACUCAUGAUUAUUUUAAACUUUCUAAAACCAAGCACACAUUUUACACUAAAGUGGUGAUAAAAAUAAAAGUUGACAAUAGUUUGAUAGGAGUAAGGGCGCAAGGUAACCUCAUGGAAAGUUCACAGUUUAACUAGCAACAUAACAGCCUCACUAUCCUAUUAAAUGAAUUGUAUUUCCAGUGUUGAUUAUCAUGAUUAUAGCUGAAAUAAAAGUCCUGCCAUUACUGCUGCAAAUUCCAUCAAGCUUGUUUAAAGUAUUAAUACAACAUGAUGAAGCAGCAAAUGUAUCUUUUUGUCCAGGUUUUUCUUAAACUGUACUAAAAUAAUGAAAUUUCUUAUUUAUUGUAAUACUGUUAUUAAUAUAUAUUCAUUAACAAAAAUGUGGGCUAUUAUUAUAACAUUCUCCCAUAUUGCCUCUUUAUUGUAUGAACAAUAAGGGGCCUUCUAAUCUCUUUAAUGGCACAUGGAAGUUAUUACAGAACAAAAAUAAACACUGAAUUAUUCUUGCUUAUCAAUAAUUCAAGUUAUGAAGAUGAAAGGAGGUGACACCAACAUAUUUCUUCUCUUAUUUACCUACAUGACACCACAUGGUGAGUGCUUUAUGUAUUAAACUGCACAUGGCUGCUUAGUGAAAAACAGCAGAAGUGGAAGCAGACCAUAUUAUGCAUUAAAAACUGGCUUAUGAUCUCCUAGCAACAAGACAAGAGAAGAAGACAGACAAAGUUGGAAAACAAAGGUUUUACACAACAGGUAAAAAGAGCAGCAUUCCAGGUUGCAAUUUUAAUCCAAAUUGAUUUCCAGCCAUCAGAGGAUGAUUUGUCAAGUGACAACAUAUUAGUCUGAAAUAACAUGCUGGAUCACAUGGUAUGAAUGUUGACUUUCAUCAUGGUGGUUUUCAAAAUAUAAGCAUGCAUCAAAAUAAUUGGAACAUUUUUGUUUUCCUGCAGAGUAUGUAUAGUGCACCAUUUAUGAACUUCAUAAAUACAGUCAAUACAAAA
Zootermopsis nevadensis is the source of this 3163-nucleotide messenger RNA. RefSeq lists its product as uncharacterized. Lineage: Eukaryota; Metazoa; Arthropoda; Insecta; Blattodea; Termopsidae. The record is from RefSeq and is a predicted model, not a curated record.